Melitaea cinxia (Glanville fritillary) is the source of this 756-nucleotide messenger RNA. RefSeq lists its product as uncharacterized. Lineage: Eukaryota; Metazoa; Arthropoda; Insecta; Lepidoptera; Nymphalidae. The transcript is spliced from 2 exons. The record is from RefSeq and is a predicted model, not a curated record. Bases 1 to 756 code for a protein of 251 amino acids.
AUGUUCUUCUUAUUAUUAAUCGUCGGAGCUGCGGCCGCUUUACCGAACCCUGAAGCUAUCGACCAAAACUCCAUAGAAACUAACUUGGAAUCCGCAAGAUCAUUGAGAAGUGACUGCGCUGGAGGCAUUUUCAACCCUUCAUGCUUAAAGAUAGAGGCUAUAUCUUUACUCGAGAAAUUGAGUACAAAAGAUGAGCUUAACCUUUUGCCAGGAGUUAGUGUUGUGAGGGAAGCCAAGGACAAUGAAAGUUCUGCGGAGGAAUUUGCUUCGGAACUAGCGAAGAUUAAGUCAUCAAAGCCUGAUGAAAGGCUGGACAAAUACUUGCUAUACAGGCUCGGGAAAUACUUGGACAGUCACUCAGUGAGGCUGAAGUUGAUCGAUGAUGGUGCUACCGAAGAAGCCAGGGCUUUAAUUGGAGAGGCCAGGAAAGGGGGUGGUUUCGGGGGCGGCGGCAAGAAGGGUGGUAUGGGUGGAUUGAUGGCAGCUGCUCUGAUGAUGAAAGGUACCAUGGCAUCUAUGGCUAUGGGAGGUUUAGCAUUAUUAGCCGGUAAAGCUCUUAUGACGGCUAUGAUGUCCUUGCUCUUGUCAGCCAUUGUGGGUCUCAAGUCAUUAUCCAGCGGAGGAAAGUCAACAACAUACGAAAUCGUAUCAAAACCGAUCUACAGUCAUUCCCAUUCGCAUUCAACAGCUCAUGAAGACGUUGGCGGAUAUGGACACUCAGGAUAUGGCAGAAAUUUGAAGACCAGAAGGCGCUAA